Molecule: messenger RNA, 2613 nt
Organism: Notothenia coriiceps (black rockcod)
Lineage: Eukaryota; Metazoa; Chordata; Actinopteri; Perciformes; Nototheniidae
Exons: 5
Coding region: 9-1214 (401 amino acids)
Molecular function (GO): protein binding
Source: RefSeq, a predicted model, not a curated record
CAUCCACGAUGACAGGCAGGAUUAUUCUGUUUCUCUUGUUCCUGGGGUUUCCUUUUUACAAGACAGAGGAGCAUGAUGUCAAUGAGCUGUACACCCUGAUAGAAAAAGGUCAGACCAGCUUUGUGGAUCCGGCUCAGAUCAACCAGACCCGGAUGUUGGUCAAAGAGCCCUCCCUGCCCAUCAAUGAGCUUCUAGAGAAGAGCAGCAAAACCAGCGAGUCCAAAUUCACCCUCCAUCCUCUUCCCUCUGCUGUGUGGCCAAAGUACACUGACCUCGCUCCCAUCCCCCGCCACCACGGCCCCCACAACAAGAGCAAAAAGGGCCCAAAGAGCGACCGUCUGGUGGAGCACAACAGUGAGAAAACCAGAGGAGAAGUUUCUGGUCUGCUUCCCAAAACCCAGCUGACAGGAGCUGCUGCAGCCACAAACCGCACUGUGCAGAAAACCUCCCAGGACUCCCAGUCCAACACCAACCCUCCCCAGCAGAGCGAAACAGAGGGAAACCCCAACACCAGGCCCAGGGGUCCACCUCACACACCACCCCAGGUUCAGCCGCACCAACCGGCCCCUUCUCCACGCAGAGAUCCCCCCAAUAGACGGCUGGACCAAGAGGAGAACCGGCCAGGGAAGUCCAGCCACUAUCAGUCCGGUAUCAGUGCAUCAGCCCGGAACAACAGCCGGCCGCCUGUCGCCUUCAACCGGCGCACCUCCUCCAGCCUGCUCUACCAUUUCGACAUCCUGAGGCGAGAGUCUGACUUUCCACAUGAUGCCUUCUGCAUGAGCGAGUGCAGGAAGGAGAAGGACGAGAGAGAGUAUUACUGCUACAGUGAGUUUGCUGUGAAUGGGAUAGUUCACGACAUCGAUGUGUUGCGUAAAGGAGUACGCCUCGUAACACUGAUGGUGGGCAGUGAUGGCUUCUACAAAAUGAAUCGUCUUUAUGUGACGCCAGACAGCUUCUUCUUCAAAGUCCGCCUUCUGGUCCUGGACACUUACAAGUGCAGCAAACCCUGCCCUGACAUCAAACUAGGGACCAGGUACAUCAUAAUGGGCCAGAUCUACCACCGGAGGCGCCAUCUUCCCAGUGACCUCCUGAACUUACUGGGCAGUAAACUGAAGCCUGGAGACGGCCUCCUGCGAAGCAACCACUACAUCAAGAGAUUCAACAAACGGAGGCACCAGAAAGCUCUGGAGGCCACCCGCUCCAAGUGUAGGUGAACCAGCGAUGGGACUGUGGCCCCCUGCUGCAGGGGAAGAGACAAUGCAGCUGACCUGAACUGACCAUAACCCACCCCUCAGUAUUGUGCAAGAUAGAAGAAGACAUUUUGCGGAAGGCAUGGAUUUAUCUUCAUAGGGAAUUGUUCAUAUAUAUUUUUCUCUUACUUUCCUGAAGUACUGAUAGAAACAACUCCACUCAAACUCCUCAUUCAUUCAUGGCUGGUUCAUGAAGUCCCUGAAUUUCAAAAACGAUUAAAUUAGUCGGCUUUUAAAGGAAAAUUCGGCUCAGUGAAUAUCAGUUUAAAGAGAAAAUCCUUGGUGUUUAACAAGUCAACACGUGUUUAACAAGUCAACACGUGUUUAACAAGUCAACACGUGUUUAACAUAAGUCAACACGUGUUUAACAAGUCAAUAUGUGUUCUGGGAGAUACACAGAUCUAGCCUCUUUAUUCUCUUCAUAGCACAUACAAAAAUGCAUUUUUCCAAAUCCAUAUCUAACAAUUGAAAACCCAGAGAGCUGUGACAUGAUCCUGAACAGAAAAGUAUUUUAAAUAACAAACAGACUGGCUUUCCAAAAUAAUGGCAGUAGCUGAGAACAUACUAAUUAAAAUGUUGUACUUGUAAAUCACAUUGUACAAAUACAACAUUUUAAUCAUGUUGAUUCCUUUGAUAAAUCAAUGAGACUUCUACACUUCUUAUCAUUGGACAUUUCGUAUUGCACCGAAUAGUAUUGUUUUCUAUCACUCAAUCCCUUGCAUGUUGUCACUGUGGUUGUUAUUGUUAAGCAGGAAAUGCACUAUUAUUGUUAUACGGACCAAAGCAAGGGGAUGAAGGGCCUAAGAAAAGCAGCGACAACCCCCAGAGGAGGAGGAGGAGGGAGGCGAAAGGGAGAGAGAACACAGGACUGUUGCUUGUCAUGAGAGCGGCUUAUUUUUCUUACUUUAAUUAUGUGUCCACGAUGAAAUAUCUGCCUGAGUAGUCUGGGACAUCAAAAGGGGCCUUGCUGAAUGAGGAGGGGAGUGUGGUUGUAGGGACUAAGCCAUAAAUCUAAUCACAGGAAUCUGAUCCUCUCCGCACCUGGACAUAUGACUUGGAAAAGUGCCUCCUUCACAGCUCCUCUUUGGGAUGGCUUUUGUUUUCUUGCUUACAUACAAACACGACCUCCUCUGGGAGGGCCAAAGCUCAAAAAGGGGGUAUUUAAACUAUUUGGGAAGAAUCAGAAAAGAGAGAGACGAGGGGGGGGUGGAAAAGAUGGUAGUGUAAAAUGACAAAGUGAAAGGAUGUUGACUUUCUGAAGGGAUAGCUUCUUAUUUAAUCAGUAAACCCUGGCUUGAUUGUAGUACGUCAAGAAAGGGAAAACUUGCACUGAACGCUUAUAUGGCUUUAUUAUACAUAAACC